Molecule: messenger RNA, 11893 nt
Organism: Paramecium sonneborni
Lineage: Eukaryota; Ciliophora; Oligohymenophorea; Peniculida; Parameciidae
Source: the annotation of a GenBank genome assembly
AUGAGCCAAAAGAGAAUGAAUAUGGCUCCAAUAGUUAAAGCUUAGUUACCUAAGAUAAAUUUUACAUAAGCUAAAAGGGAGCAACUUUUAGUUGAUUAACUAUUAUAAACACAAUAACAUUUUCAUGAUUCUAAGUAUCUAAUAAUUUAACUUUAGGGAGUUAAUCAAUAAUAUUAUCAAUGAGAAAAAUAUGGAAGCUGUAAAUUAAUCUUUUUAAGAUUAAUAAAUUAGUUAUUAGGCAAUUAAAUAAAAACUUGAACCAAGCAGAGAAAUCUUUUAAUAAAAGUAAUUAUUUAUAAAUUAAUAAAGAAUUAUUACUAAACCAGUUACUCGAUAAGCAAAAUCAAGUUCUAGGAAUAGAGGUUAAAAUUCUAUGAUAAUUACUUUAAGAGAUGAUUCAAAUUUUUAAUGGAUGAAUGAAUUAAGCAAAAACAAUAUAAAAACAAAUAUACCUAAACCAGCUAGAAAUCCUGUAAAAAUAUAAGAGAAUUUUAGUCGUUUGUCAAAUAGAAAAAAUUUAUCAUUUCAAGAAAAGGUAAAUGAUGAAGAAAUAAAUUUUGAAUUAUAAGGUCUUAAUACUAAUAAAACUUUAAAAAAUUAUUUAACUUGGGAUGAUCCCUAAACUCCAUAAGAGAUUAUAGAAUAAUUUAAGAAUGAUAAAUCCUAUCAUGCUAAAUGCCCAUUUUAUUAAGGAAAUGGAUAUUUAUGGACAGAUGUUUAAAUUUUAGAUUAUGAUGAGUAGCAAUAAAAGUUUAUUGUUAAAAUUCUAAAGAAUGAUUAAAUAAAAGCUGUUACUCGAUUAUCUUUAAUGUUAAAGACAGAAAAUGAGGCAGAUUUUAAUUAAAGACUUUAAUAAUGUAGGAUAUUGUAGAAAUAAGCAGAAGAAGAAUUAAGAUUUUUUAAAUAUGUCACAAACAUACCUGAUUAGCUAGUAACUACAAUUCCUGUUUAAACAAAAAUAAACAUUAAAAAGAAGUUGAAAUUAAAUAAGUUAUAGAAUAUCGAUUUUGAAUAAAUAGAUUUUGAAUAUAAAUUAUUUAUGAAGAAAUUCCUUACACUUUAAAGGAUGAAUUCAAGUGAUUACUUUACAGAUUUUAUUUAGAAUAGAAUAAAAAUUAGAAAUAUGAAUGAUAUAUUAUAAAAGCAUCCAAAGUUAAAGAAUUUAAAAAAGGAUUUUUAAUAAGUUAAAUACUAAAUUUCUUUAUCACCUAUUUUAAAUAAUAAAUAGAUUCUUUAAACAUUUGUAAAAAUGCAAACUAUAAAAGAAUAAUCUUUUGAAUUACUUCCUACUAGUUAUACUUACGGAUAACUUCCAUUUAUUUUAUAAAAUUUAGAAUCAUUUAAUUAAUAAAUGCAUAAUGUAUUAAAACUAAGUAUGUUCAAUAAUUGGAGAAAUUAAGUUAUUCAAGAUGUUUAGGAUAGUCUAAGGACACAUUUUAAUUUUUAUUAAACAGAUGAAAUAGGAUAUUAAAAAUCAUAGUUAUGUUUAAUAUUAAAAAGAAUAGAUCAAUAGUUCAGUUAUUAAAACAUGAAAAAUUUGGUUGAAAUGAAUAUAAAUAAAUGGAUUAAUCAUAUAAAAUCUUUUACAGAAGAAUCUGAAUAUUUAAGUAAGGAAUCUUUUUUAUAAAUCAACAUUGUUUUACAAUAGUUAAUUCGUAAGAAAACAGUUUUACAUAAGUAAUCAACAUUUGGAGAAGAGAGAUACAUGAUAUUUUAACCAACUAGAUAAUAGAUUAUAUCUACAUUAAUAACUCCAAUUUAAUUAAUAAAAGAAACUAUUUAAUAAGUUAAUAAGGUUGAAAAUGAUAUAAUGCCUUUGAUAGAAAUUAAAUAAACAUAAUCUGUUGAUAUGGAAUUAAUAGAAUAUUAAUUUGAAUAGGCAAUAGAAUAAAUUGUUUCAUUUAUUGAUGCAUCUUUUACAAAGCCAAAUUUAAUUUUAGAUUAGUUUAAUUAAUUUUCUUAUUUAUAUACCAAGAGUUAAAGUCAUAUGAUGAAAAGAUUAUUCGGAGAUUCAAAAGAAAAACCUUCAAUAACUUAUAUAGAGCUUGAUAAAAUAAAAGAAAAAUUAUAAUUUUAUUUAUAAACAGUUUAUUAAAUAGAGAGAAUAUGUAUAGAUGAAAAGAAUUUUUAAUUUUUUUAAGUGAAAACUAAAUAAGCAAAGCAAACAUUAAUAUAAAAAUCUUAAGAAAUUAUUAGUGGAAUUUUAAAUAGAUUAAAUGAAGUGUUAACAGAUAAUAUAUAAAGAAUAGGUAAAUUAUAUUAAGAUAUGUGUGAAAAAAUAUUAGAAGAGCCAAAAGAAGAACAUGAGAUGGUUUAAUUAAAGAAUUUUAUAGCAGAAACGGAAGUAAAUUUAGCAAAGUUAGGAAAUGAAGUAAAUAUGUUAUUUUAAACAUUGGAUUUAUUACAUUAUUAUUAAUAUUAAUAUGAUAAUAAAGAAAUAGAAAAUUUAUGGUUAUUAAAAUAAUGGCCAGCAGAAAUAAAAAUAGCAUUAGUUGAGGGUUAGAGAAAUGUUAAUAUAAAGGAGGCAAAAUUUACAGAGAAAUUAGAUUAAGAAAAGGAAUAAUUCAUAAGGGAAUUAUUAGUAUUAGAAAAGUAAGUUGAGGAAAUUAAAUUUUAUGAAGAUUAUUCUUAAGUAAAGAUCUUUGCAUAAAAUGUAAUGGGUUUAAAAGAAAAAAUAAAUAAUUAUUAAGAUAAGGUGAGAUCAUUUAAUGAUAGAGAGAGUUUAUUUAAAUAGCCUUUGAGUGAUUAUGAUGAUUUAAAUAAAAUUAAAUAAGAUUUUGAUCCAUUUUAUAAAAUUUGGGAUUUAGCAAUAGAAUAUGACAUAGAUAAACAAGAAUGGUAUUAAGGUUAAUUUAUAAAGUUAUAAUAUAGUUAAGUUGAAUAAAAAAUGAUAUAAUAUUAUUAAAAAGAAACGAUGAUAUUAAUAAAGUUUUUUUAGGAUAAUUAAAAUAAUUAAGCUAUGAGAUUAUUAAAAGAUUUAAAAAAAGAUUUGGAUAAAUUUAAAGAAAUAAUGUGGUUAAUUGAAUAUUUGAAUUGUGAAGCCAUAUAAAAGAAACCUAAGAUUUGGGAUGAAAUACAUGCUAUAUGUGGUUAUGUUGGAGAUGAUAUUACACUUAAUUAAUUAUUAGAACAUAAUUUCUUAUAAUUUAAAAUAUAGAUUGAAGAUAUAUCGAAAAGAGCUACUUAUUAAUAUGAUAUUGAAAAAAGACUUAAUUUAGUUGUUGAUAAAUGUAAGGAAAUCAAAAUAGAAUUUGUUAUUAAUUCUAAUAUAAUGAAAAUUGAUGAAACAUAAAUAUUAUUAGAUGAAUAAUUGAAUACUGUUCUAUUAUUAAAAUAGAGUCCUUAUGUUGUAAUGGAUAAGGCUGUAACUGUAGAAAGAAAGAUUAUUCUUAUAUAAGAUACAUUGGAAAAUUGGAGAUCUACUUAGAGAGGAUAUAUUUAUUUAUAACCAAUCUUUUAAUCUGAAGAUAUAAGAAAAAAAUUACCAUAAGAAAAAAACAAAUUUGAUUUUAUAGAUAGAUUUUGGAAGUAAUUAAUUGAUAACUUUGUUAAAGAUCCUUUAGUAUGGGAAAAUAUUGAAAAUGAAAGAUAUAAAUAAGAUAGCAAACAUUGUAAUGAUUUAUUAGAUUAUAUUUUAAAAGGAUUAAAUGAUUAUUUAGAAUAAAAAAGAAAAGUAUUUCCAAGAUUCUUUUUUUUAUCUGAUGAUGGAUUAUUAGAAAUCUUAGCUUAAACAAAAGAACCUUUACUUAUUAAUAAACAUAUUUCAAAAUGUUAUGAAGGUAUACAUGAAUUAUAGUUUGAUGAAAAUAAUGAAAAUAUUCAUAACAUUAUUUCACCAGAAAAAAAUGUAAUUAAUCUCUAUAAAUCAUGUAAUGUAAUAGAAAAUGAUAAAAAUGGUAAUGUUGAAAAAUGGUUAUAAGAAACUGAUUAAAUUAUUAUUGAAACAAUGAAAAUAUUAAUGAAAGAAUGUUCAUAAGAUAACGAUAAAAAUUGGUAUAUAAAAUGGCCAUCUUAAUGUAUUUAAACAAUUACAUAAAUUAAAUGGACUUAAUCAAUUGAAUAAGCUUUAAUUUCUUAAAUUUCUUUAGAAAAUGUAUUACAUCAAAUAAAAUAAGAAAUUUAAAUAUUAGUUAAGAUUUUAGAGUAAAAAAAUUUGAAUACAUAUUAAUGUAUUUAAAUAAGUUAAAUAAUAAUACUUUUAGUACAUAAUCGAACUUAAACAGAAAGAUUAUGUAAAUUUGAAUCAUUAAAAGAGACUGAUUUUAAUUGGUUAAUUAAUUUGAGAUUCUAUGAUGAGAAGAUUUUAAGAAUUUCUUUAUUAUCUUGUAAUAUUUAAUAUGGAUUUGAAUAUUAUGGUUUAACAUAAAGAUUAGUGAUUACUCCAUUGACUGAUAGAUGUUACAGAACUUUAAUAAUGGCAUUUUAAAAUCAUUAUGGAGGUGCUCCUGAAGGACCUGCAGGAACUGGUAAGACAGAGACAGUUAAAGAUUUAGCUAAAUGUUUAGGAAUUUAAUGUAUAGUGUUUAAUUGUUCAGAAGGUUUAAAUGUUAUAUCAAUGAGUAAAUUCUUUAAAGGAUUAAUAUGUUGUGGAGCUUGGUGUUGUUUUGAUGAAUUCAAUCGAAUUGAUCUAGAGGUUUUAUCAGUUGUUGCUUAAUAGAUUAUUAUCAUUUAAUAAGGUAUUUAAGAAAAGAAAAAAUUAAUAUACUUUGAAACUGAUGAAUAUACAUUAAAUAAAUCAUGUUAAAUCAAUAUUACAAUGAAUCCAGGAUAUGUAGGCAGAUAUGAAUUACCAGAUAAUCUUAAAAUACUCUUUAGACCUUGUGCUAUGAUUUAACCAGAUUAUUAAUUAAUUGCUGAAAUCUUUUUAUAUUCUAUUGGAUUUCAAUAGGCUAAUUUCUUAUCAAAUAAAAUUAUUAUUGCAUUACAAUUAGCAUAAGAAUAAUUAUCUACUUAAGAUCAUUAUGAUUUUGGAAUGAGAUCUUUAAAGACUGUUUUACAUACUAUUUCUCAACUUAAAAAUGAAGAUGAGUAAACUAAAUGCAUAUAAGCAUUAAUCAAUGUGAAUUUGGGUAAAUUAAUUAACAAAGAUGUUUAACUAUUUUUCUCUAUUAUUUAAGAUUUAUUUCCCAAUAAUAAUAUUGAAUAAACUUAUAAUGAUUCAAGUUUGUUAGAUACUUGUUAAAUUCUAAAACUUGAAUCAAAUGAAAUUUUUAUUAAAAAAUGUGUUUAAAUGGAUUAAUUGAUGAAUGUUAGACAUGGAAUUAUGAUUAUUGGAGAAACAAUGAGUGGGAAAUCUAAAUUGAUUGAUGUUUUAGCACAUAAACAUAAUUAUAUUAUAAAUAAGAUAAAUCCUAAAGCGUUAUAAAUUGAUUAAUUGUUUGGAAAAUUGGAUAGAAACACUAAAUAAUUUUUUGAUGGAGUCAUUCCAAUAAUAUUUCGAUAAUAGAUCAAUCAACUAAUCGUUUUUGAUGGUCCUGUUGAUACAUUAUGGAUUGAGAAUUUAAAUACAGUUUUAGAUGAUAAUAAAAAAUUAUGUUUAAGUUCUGGAGAAAUAAUUAAAUUGUAUGAAAAAACAUUAAUAAUUUUUGAAACCUCAGAUUUAUAAUAAGCAUCUCCUGCAACUGUUAGUAGAUGUGGAAUGUUAUUUAUGGAAUAAUUAGAAUGGAAAAUAAUUUUAGAUAAUCAAAAUUUUAAUGAAACUAUAUAAAAGAAAGCUUUAUGGCUAUUUGAUUGUACUUUAGGCUUUAUGUAAGGAAAUUUUUAUAUUACUUGUACAGAUACUUAAUUAGUUUAAUAAUGUUUGAAAAUGAUGAAAACAUUUAAUUAUCAAAAUGAAGAUUAACAAAUAAAUGUCCUAUUAUUUUGUAUUUUAUGGGUUAUGGGAGGUGUAUGUGAUGAAAAUUAAAGAAAAAAUUUAAAUUAAAUGAUAAUGAAACUUAUCACUGCAUCAAAUGAUGUAAUAUAAUAAUUCUCAAUAAAAAAUAAAUAUUAAUAUGAGCCAUAAGCAUUGCAUUUAAGAUUCAUAGAACCUAUAAAUAAACCUAACUUAUUUGAUUUUUAUUUUGAUAUCAAUAAAAAUUGUUGGCUUUUUUGGAAUGUAGAUCCUUAACAGUCUUAUAUUAAUUAAUAAAAAUCAUUCGAUAAUCUAUUUAUAAAAUGUAUAGAUACUAUAAAAACACAAUUUUGGAUUAAUUAAUGUUUUUAAUAAAAAAUAAAUUUAAUUUUGAUUGGCCAAACAGGAUCUGGAAAAACAAUUUUAAUUUAAUAAACUAGAUAGUAAUAUUAAAAUUAUGCUUAGUUGUAAUUGACAUUCAGUGGAUAAUCUUAAAUUAAUUAUAUAUAAUAAUUAAUAGAAAACAAAGUUAAUUAAAGAAGAUGUAAAGGACAUUUUGGUCCUGAAGAAAAUAAACCAGUUUGUUCAAUUUUUAUAGAUGAUUUAUCUAUGAAUGAAUCACCAAAUGAAUUAAUAAGAUAACAUUUAGAUAUGAAAGGAUGGUAUGAUAUAGAAACAAAAGAAUUGAAACAUUUAGAAGAUACUAUUUAUGUAUGUGCUACUUAAAAAUAAGUAAAUCCAAGAUUUAUGAGACAUUUCUUGUUAUUGUAUGUUCCAUAAUAUUCAAAUGAAUCAUUAAUAAAGAUAUUUAAUUCUUUAAAUUAAUGGAUUUUGAAUUAAUGGGGAUAGAAAUAAUUAGUAAAUAAUGCCAUAAUAAAAAUGAGUAAUCUUAUUGUUAAUAAUACAAUUGAAUUAUUUAAUUUUGUUAAAUAAGAGUAUUUACCAACUCCUUCAAGAUGUCAUUACAUAUUUAAUUUGAAAGAUGUUUGGAAGAUUUUUAAAGGAAUAUAUUAAGGAGAUAUUAGAUUGAUUCAAAAAGAUAGAGAUUUAGUAAAUCUAUGGUAGUAUGAAUGUUAAAGGGUAUUUUCAGAUAGAAUGAUCGAUUUCGAUAAAUUCAAUUAAAAAUUAUUAGAUUUAAUAGUUUAAAAUAUGAAAAAGAAUUAUGAAUUAAAGUAAUUUUAUUAUACUAAUAUUAUUCCUAUUAAUCUUGAAAACUAAAAUAAAUCUAAGAUCUAUUAAAGUGUUGAUAAAUAAGUUUUAUAAGAAUUUCUGCAUUCAAAGCUAAAUGAAUAUUAAAAAAUCAUAUAAGAUAAUAAUAUAGUUUUAUUUGAAUAUGCUAUCAAUCAUAUAAUAAGAAUUAUUAGAGGAUUAGGAUUUGGGAAUAUGCUUUUAAUAGGAUUGACUGGCAGUGGGAGAUAAUCUCUUUCAAAUUUAAGUUCUUAUAUCUUAUAUGAUAAAGAAAUGAAUAAUUAUACUAAUGAUAAAGAUGAAUUACAAUAAAUAUUAAAAUAAGCAGGAUUGGAAUUAAAAAAUACAAUAUUAUAUGCUAAUUGCAAUUAAAUAAAAGAUUAAAAUUUAGAAUAGAUAUGUAAUUUAAUAAAUUUUGGGGAAAUGUAAAAUUUAUAUACAAGUGAAGAUAAAAAUAAAUUGAUUGAAGAUUUAAAUGAAUAUCAUAUAAACUAUUCUUAAUUUGUAAAUUAGACUCAUUAAAAUUUACACUUUAUUCUUAGUAUUAAUCCAAAUGGCGAAUAGUUUAGAAAUCGUAUUCGAUAAUUCCCUACAUUAAUAAACAAUACAAGUUUAGAUUAUUUUACUGAAUGGCCAUAAGAAGCAUUAAUAGAAACUUAAUAAUAAUUUGAUAUUGAUGUCUUAAGUAUAUUUAGUAUAAUAAAAAAGGAGAGUUAAUAAUAUUGUAGAUAAGUUAAAAACUAUUAACCUUAUUUUCAAAUAUAUUAACCAUCUUUUUUAGAAUAUUUAGAACAAUAUAAAUUAUUAUAUUCUUAAAAAUAGAAUGAAACUGAUAAAUUUAUUUAAAGAUAUACAUAUGGAGUAGAUAAAAUAUUAUAAACAGAAUCAGAUGUAACAUUGAUGAAAGCAACUUUAUAAGAAUUACAUCCAAAAUUACAUAAACUAACCUUAGAGAAUUCUCAUUUGUUAAUAAAUUUAUAAAAAAAGCACAAAGAGGCAGAUAUAAAGAAAUAGUAAUGUGAAUAAGAAGAAUAUGAAUGUAAUUAAGAGAAAUAAAAAGCAGAUAAAUUAAGAUAAGAGUGUUAAGAUGAAUUGGAUAAAGUAUUACCAUUAUUAGCAUCAGCAACAUCUGCAUUAGAGAAAAUUACUAAUGAAGAUAUGAUAUAAUUAAAAUCCUUUUAAAAACCUCCAUUAGCUGUUUCAAUUGUAAUGGAAGGAAUGUGUUAUAUUUUUGAUGAAUAGGUUAAAUGGAAAUAAAAAGAACCAGGUUCUUAAGAAAAAGUUUAAGAUUUCUGGGAACAUGCUAAAAAGAAUUUACUUAAUGAUAAAUUAAUAAAGAAAGUAAGAGAUUUUAAAGAGGAAUAAAUAAAAGCUAUUACAUCAAUUAGAAUUUAAAAAAUUAAGGGACUUCAAUUAGAUGAUAAAGUAUUUAAUGCUUCUAAAGCUGCAGGAAAUCUAAGUUUAUGGAUUAGAGCUGUUGUUGAUACUUAUGAAGCUUAUUUAAUUAUAGAUCCAAAACAAAUUCUAUUAAAGAAUGCUAUUCAAUAAUUAAAAAUUACCGAAUUAGAAUUAAAAUAAAAAAAUGAUGCAUUAAAAGAAAUCUUAAGAUUCUUACAUACUCUUUAAAAUGAUUAUAAUUAAGCUAAAUUAGAAAAAGAUUAAUUAUAAUAAGAUGUUAAUAGAUGUUAGAUAUAACUUGAAAGAGCUGAAAAAUUAAUUAAUGGAUUGAUUUAGGAAAAAGAUAGUUGGAAAUAAAAGGCUCAUUAAUAUAAAUCAAAGAAAUAGUUUUUAUAAGGGGAUUGUAUGCUAUCUAGUGCAAUAAUAACAUUCUUUGGGCCAUUUCCUCUUGGAUUCAGAGAUACUAUUUUAGAAUAAUUUAAAGUUUAAUUAUAAAAUAUACCCAUCAGUUAGAAUUUUUCAUUAUUGAAUACACUUUCCAAUCAAAUUACAGUUGGAUAAUGGAUUAAUUAAAUGAAAUUACCAAAUGAUCAAUUAUCUAUUGAUAAUGCUAUUAUUAUUUAAAAUUCUACGAAAUGGAUUUUAUUAAUUGAUCCUUAAAAUUAAGGAUCUUAAUGGUUAUAAAUAUGGAAUCAAAAAUUAAAUUCUUAAUUUAAUUUUGAAAAUUCUAUGUAGAUUGGUCAUCCAGUUUUAUUAGAAGAACCUGAAGAAAAUUAGAUUCCCUUUCCUUAUGGAACAUUUGCUAAAUUAAAUGAUAAAAAAAUUGAAUUGCAUCCAGAUUUUAGGUUAUUUAUAAAAAGUAAAAAUCCAAAAUAUAGUCCAGAAAUUAGUAUACAUUUGAAAUUUAUUAAUUUUGAAGUAACAUAAGAAGGAUUAGAAGAUUUCUUAGUAAAUUAUAUUGUAGGGGUAGAAGAACCUUAAAAAGAAGAAAUAAGGUAAAGAAAUAUUAAAGAUUAUUAUGAUAAUAAAUAAAAAUAAUAAUAAACAGAAGAUUCUAUAUUAAAAUUAUUACAUGGAACAGAUGGUAAUAUUUUAGAAGAUGAAACUUUAAUUCUAACUUUGUAAAAAUCAAAAAAUGAGUAAAUUGAAAUUGAAGAUAAAUUAAAAAAAGCAGAAAAUGACAAAGAAACUUUCUAAAAAAUAUCUAAUCAAUACAAAACUAUUACAAAAAAAAUAUCUAUCAUUUAUCUUGUUAUAAGAGAUUUAUAGAAAUUAGAAUUUGUAUAUAUAUGGUCAUUAGAAAAAUAUAUACAAAUAUUUGAUUAAUCUAUAAAAUCAUUUAAAUCAAUUUCUUAAAAUCAAUAAGUUGAAAAAAAUAAAUAUAUUUUCUAAUAAUUUACAAAAUUACUUUACGCAUAUAUUUGUUAAUCACUAUUAGAGAAGGAUAAACUAACAUUUAUAACUAUGCUUUUCCUUAAAAUCUUAUUAAUAGAAAAUAUUAUAACAUAAGAAGAAAUAAGCUUUUUACUUAAUUUACAUUCUAAUUAUGCUUUAAUUUAAAGUUAAGUUUAAUGUCCAGAAUAUUUUACUUAAUCUUAAUGGAAUUAAUUAAAUGAUUAUGCUUUUUAAUUUAAAAACAAUCAAAUAAUCCAAAAAUUAAAAACUAAUUAUUUUGAAUUUAUAAAUAAUAAUUAUAUUUUAGAACUUAAACCAUUUCAUUUACUUAUAAUAAUAAAGAUAAUUAAACCUUAACAAUUUAUAUUUUAACUUCAAUAAACAAUUGAGUACUAUCUUGAUAAACAUUUUACAAUAAUUCCAUAAUUUAAUAUUGAGCCUUUAAAGAUUUUAUCAAAUACCCCUAUAUUAUUUAUUUUAUCAUCUGGAUCAGAUCCACUUAAUUUUAUUAGAAGAGAAGCAAAAUUUUAGAAAAUUAAAUUAUAAACAUUAUCAUUAGGGUAAGGGUAAAAUUAGAUAGCUGAAAUGAGCAUUAAAAAAGCUAUAGAUGAAAAUUAAUGGAUAAUAAUAUAAAAUUUACAUCUAGCAAAAAGUUUCAUGAGAUUAAUUGAGUAAAUAUCUGAAAAUGAUUUAUAAAAGGUAUAAAAAGAUUCAAAGUUCAGAUUGUUUUUGACAAGUAAUCCAAUAGAUUCUCUUUCUAUUAAAUUAUUGUAAAAAUCUGAAAAAUUUACAUUUGAAUAUCCAUAGGGAUAUAAAAAUAAUUUAUAAAGGAUAUAUUCAUCUAUUGAAGAGAAGUAAUUCAAUGAUAAACCAUUAGAAUAUAAAAGUCAAUUAUAUGGUUUAGCUUAAUUUCAUGCAAUUGUAUUGGGAAGAAGAAAGUAUAGAAAUAUAGGAUGGAAUUAUAAUUACGAUUUUUCUUAAGCAGAUUUAGAGAUAUCUUAAAAGUAACUUUUAGAUUAUGAUAUGGAAGGCUUAAAAUAUUUAAUAAGUGAACUUAAUUAUGGAGGAAGAGUAAUAGAUAAUAAUGAUCGAUUAUUAUUAAAGAUAUUAUUAGAUAAAUAUUUAGUAAUUUAAGAUUCUGAAUAUCCAAUGAUAUUGAGUGAUUAUUUAGAAUAGAUAAAUAAACUUUCUUAUUAAGAUGAUAAUUAAUUAUUCGGUUUACACUUAAAUGCUGAAAUUAAUUAAAAAAUAAAUGAAACAAAUGAUUUAAAUGAGAAGCUAUGCAAUAUCAGUAGUGUAUUAGAUAUAAAUGAUUAAGGAGAAUAACUGCGAUUAUUAAUAUCAUCCAUAUCUUUGAAUACGCUCUAAUGUGAUCAUUUAGAAUAUUAAUAUUCUAAUCCUAUUAAUACAAUUCUUAUAUAAGAAUGUUACAGAUUUAAUAAAUUAAUCAUUCAAAUAAAAAAUGAUUUAGAAUAUAUUUUAAAAUCAUUAGAUGGAUUAGAGGUUAUGAAUUAAGAAAUAGAAUAAAUAUGUUACUAAUUAUUAUAAGGUGUAAUUCCAUUUAAAUGGUUAUAGAAAUCAUAUUUGACAACAAAUAAUUUAAUAAAUUAUAUUUAAAAUUUAUAAGAGAGAAUUAAAUAUUUUUAGAAGUGGUUAGAAAAUGGUAUUCCAGAAUUAAUAAAUAUUUCUUAUUUUUUUUAUCCUCAAACAUUUUUAACAGGUGUAAAAUAAGAUUAUGCUAGAAAGAAUUAAGUUCCUGUUGAUACAUUAAAUUUUGAAUUUAAAAUUUGUAAUCAUAAUUUUGAAGGAUAUUUGAUUGAAGGAUUACUUUUUGAUUAAUGUUAAUGGGAUGAAGAACAAUAAAAUAUUGUUGAACCAAAAAUAAAUUUAUUAUAUUCAUAAGUUCCUCUCAUAUCCAUUAAUCUUACUACUUAGUUAUAAAUAAGUGAAGAUCAUUUAUAAAUUCCUGUAUAUAAUACAAAUAAAAGAAAUAAAAAGAUUAUGGAUAUCUCACUAAAGACUAAUGAACCUCCAGAAUUUUGGAUUAUAAGAGGAAUAGCAAUAAUUUGUUAAAACUGA